AUGACGCAGAGCCAGCUCUUGAGCUACGGUGAGGAGCUGAGGAAUGGUGAGGGUAUGCGCAAAAGACUGAAGAUCUCAGUGGCGCAUUUUGACAACUCCGCAUUGAUCAAAACCUACUCCAAGACUUUGAUCGGGAGAUGUAUGAAUCCGGAGGAACAGGAGAUGAAGGCGUUGUUCACAAAUCUUCUAAAGAUUUGGAAAUUGGAGGAGAGGGUAACGAGAACUGAUUUGGGCUUUGGCAAAUUCCAGUUCGACUUCAAGACGGAGGAGGAACUUGAAGCGGUUUUAAUGCAGCAGCCUUUCCAUUUCGACUAUUGGAUGCUGGCCUUGGCAAGGUGGCAACCAAAACAGUCCAAGUCUUUUCCCUCAGAGAUCAUGUUCUGGAUAAGAGUCAUUGGAGUCCCGCUUGAGUUUAGGACGGUCCCGACCUUUGAGAGCAUUGGGGGUGCCUUGGGGAGAGUGGUUGCGGUUGAUGUGAAGCAUAACCGGGUGCAAGUAGUCAUUGACGCGUUCAAGGAUCUGUGUCUCGAGACGACGGUGGAUUUCAAAGGAGGAGAGUUCUAUGACGGGGAGGAAGCGGCGGUGUCUCUGCGCUAUGAGAAGUUAUAA
Molecule: messenger RNA, 609 nt
Organism: Brassica oleracea var. oleracea
Lineage: Eukaryota; Viridiplantae; Streptophyta; Magnoliopsida; Brassicales; Brassicaceae
Exons: 1
Coding region: 1-609 (202 amino acids)
Source: RefSeq, a predicted model, not a curated record